Molecule: messenger RNA, 953 nt
Organism: Gordionus sp. m RMFG-2023
Lineage: Eukaryota; Metazoa; Nematomorpha; Gordioida; Chordodea; Parachordodidae
Product: galactosylgalactosylxylosylprotein 3-beta-glucuronosyltransferase 1-like
Exons: 5
Coding region: 65-928 (287 amino acids)
Biological process (GO): carbohydrate metabolic process; chondroitin sulfate proteoglycan biosynthetic process
Cellular component (GO): Golgi membrane
Molecular function (GO): galactosylgalactosylxylosylprotein 3-beta-glucuronosyltransferase activity
Source: RefSeq, a predicted model, not a curated record
ACCAGUCAUAUAUAUAAUUACUCCUACGGUGAACCUUAUCACUCAGAGAGCUCACCUCACCAGAAUGACUCACACUCUGGCUUUAGUUCCUAACGUUAGAUGGAUCGUUAUAGAAGAUGCCAAUGAGCCUUCAUCCAAAGUUGCAAAUAUUUUGAAAAAUUCUCAGCAUCCAUACGCUCAUUUGUACAUCCACAGAGAAUAUAAUGACCUGAAUCAUUACAGAGGAUGUGCGCAAAGAAAUCUAGGUAUAGCUUGGUUGAGAAACUCGUUCCAUGUCUAUGAAUCGUCUAUACCCACACCUAGUUCAAAAUCAAAUACAACGAAUCAUAGGAAAUCAAUGUCCCAGUCAACUUUUUACACACAAAUGGCAUCUCACUUUGAAAACAAAUACCGAAAAUCUACUAAUCCUUUCCAACGUAAAAGCUUAAGAAGUUCCACCAAUAGUCCUGUGUGGCAAGAUAAUACUUAUAACAAAAAUGGGAUAGUUUAUUUUGCGGAUGAUGACAAUAUUUAUGAUCUGGAUUUAUUUUAUCAAAUGAGAGAGAUAAAGAGUGUUGGGGUAUGGCCUGUAGCCUUUUGCGGUGGAAUAUAUCUGGAGAGGCCUUUAGUGGUUAACGGGAAAGUGGCGGAAUGGUUAGUAGCUUACGAUAAGAAAAGACCUAUGGCUACGGAUAUGGCGGGAUUCGCUGUCAAUCUCAAUCUUUUUUUAAAAAAUAGUGACGUUUAUUUUGACGAAUUACAUAAUCCAGAUGGGCUUGAAAGCAAUUUUCUCCGCAAAAUCGUAGAUUUGCAACAUUUAGAACCACUGGCGAAUAGUUGUACCCAAAUAUUAGUAUGGCAUACGCAAACAAAGAAACCAAUUCUCAAAUUAGAAUCAAACUUUAGAAAGAUGUACAAUGUAUCCUCAAUUCAAAAUAUGGAAAUUUAAAUUUUUAACAAUUUAUUCAAUUAUA